This is a messenger RNA of Chelmon rostratus (copperband butterflyfish), 1681 nucleotides long. It is a transcript of the gene slc25a26, whose product is annotated as solute carrier family 25 member 26. The transcript is spliced from 10 exons. The coding region runs from base 104 to 931 and encodes 275 amino acids. The record is from RefSeq and is a predicted model, not a curated record. Lineage: Eukaryota; Metazoa; Chordata; Actinopteri; Chaetodontiformes; Chaetodontidae. Gene Ontology annotation, cellular component: mitochondrial inner membrane. Gene Ontology annotation, molecular function: S-adenosyl-L-methionine transmembrane transporter activity. Gene Ontology annotation, biological process: transmembrane transport.
CAGCGUCCUUGACAGGCAUGUUUUGAUCACAGUUAGAGUGUCAGACAUGCUCAGCAGAUGUAAAUUUACUGACUCGAAAAUUGAAAGUUUUUGAGCGCGGAGGAUGGAAAGACGAGAGUUCGUCGCGUCCCUGGUGGCAGGAGGCUGUGCAGGGAUGUGUGUAGAUCUGACCCUCUUCCCCCUGGACACCAUUAAGACAAGACUGCAGAGUCAGCAAGGCUUCUACAAGGCAGGGGGCUUCAGGGGCAUAUACGCUGGAGUCCCAUCUGCUGCUGUCGGCUCCUUCCCCAAUGCUGCUGCUUUCUUUGUCACCUACGACUGCACAAAGUCCCUGCUCGGCGCUGGCGGAGCGCUAGCGUCACCACACGUGGCACCUGUCAGUCACAUGCUGGCUGCCUCCCUAGGGGAAAUAGUGGCAUGUCUGAUCCGGGUGCCAACCGAGGUGGUCAAACAGAGGACCCAGGCUUCACCCUCAUUCUCCACCUAUCACAUGCUGCUGUCUACACUCAGAGAAGAGGGUGUCCGAGGCUUGUACAGAGGAUACGGGAGUACAGUUCUCAGAGAGAUCCCGUUUUCGCUGGUGCAGUUUCCACUUUGGGAAUAUUUAAAGACUCUGUGGUCACGGAGGCAAGGUCACACGCUCUACUCUUGGCAGGCUGCAGUGUGCGGAGCUUUUGCAGGUGCGGUGGCAGCAUUUGUUACCACUCCCCUUGACGUGGCGAAGACCAGGAUCAUGCUCGCAAAGGCCGGGUCGACCACAGCGAGGGGCAAAAUCCCGCUGGUGCUGUACGAGGUGUGGAAGAGCCGAGGCCUCACAGGCCUGUUUGCGGGCAGCAUACCGAGGGUGGCCUUCAUCAGCGUGGGUGGUUUCAUCUUCCUCGGAGCCUACGAGAAGGUCCGCCGCACCGCUCUCACAGCAUGUCCUCUGUAACUGUCCUCUGCGACAGUCCUGAGCCCGGGCCUGGUGGAGGAACGGCAGGAAAAGCGUCUCUGGAAGUAGCGCCCUCUUCCCCGGAGGCCCCCCAGCACCUCGGGACGCCCGCUGCUCGGCAGGUCUGAUUGCAUCACCCAGAGUGCUGCAUUCCUGCUCACCGGUGCCCUGCGGAUGGAGUUUAACAGCCUCAGCUCACACUUGUGGAACAGCACCAGCGGUUUGGUGAAAUGAAGCCACACCGUGUCACACAAGACCAGCAAUGAGGCAUCGUUACUGUUUAGUGGGCGGGUGCGCGUGUGAAUCAGUUAGUUUUUGUCUCUUUUUAUGCUCUGUGUGAGGUUUGGUGAUUCCUCUACUUUGCACAGUUUCAGGAUCAUUUUAGUGUUUCAUCCACAUUUCUCUCUGUAAGCGGGACCACCUGUGUGAAGACCUGCCGGGGAGAGACACAGUAAUAUCUCAGCAUUGUUACAUUCCUGCUGGAGCACAGCUGAGCUCAUCCACCUGCAAGAGCUUUAAAUUUAUACUUAAGAUGCCUUCAACAAUAGAACCCUGUGUUAAAUUAACACGCCACUUUUGGGGAUUUAUCUCCCAUGUGUUAAUAGUGGAAUAUUUAUAGGUGAUAAAUAAAUCUCUGGACUGGACUCUACGUGACAUAAACAUGAUUUCUGUAUGUUUUGAAGUUGACUUACUUUGUAUUUGGAGCUGCUGUUGUAAAGAUUCAUUAAGGUGUACGUCCAUCAUCUCAAC